CACACUGUGCCACAGCUGAGCUCGCAAUAAAAAUAAAUAUCGAAUUUGUGUUUGUGUGUUGCUGGGGCAAAGAGUGAUUUGUAAUGUUUUUCCGCAGUCUAUAAACUAGUAAGGCCUUCGAAGAUGACCGACAGAAGAGAGCGACGCAGCGUAAACGAGUGCAUCACCAAUUAUCCGUACUAUGGGGCCCAGGCGCAGUCGAAUCUGCAGGCGAGCUGCAAGAACUCGCUGGACUUUGUGCAACGCUUGAGUCUGCUGAACACGUUGAGCGUGCACAGCGGCUGUGUGAACACGGUCAAUUGGAAUGCCAGCGGAACGCUGAUUGUGUCCGGUUCGGAUGACAACUAUCUGGUCAUAACGGAGGCCAAGAGCGGCCGUGUGGCGGCUAGAACCAAAACGCAACACAAACGCCACAUAUUCAGCGCACGCUUCAUGCCACACUCCAAUGAUCAGGCCAUUGUCUCGUGCUCCGGCGAGGGCAUUGUCAUGCAUACCGAAUUUCUGGCACCCUACGGGCCCGGCAGGAGUGCCGAGGAGGCGCUCAUUGGCGAGGGCGGUCGUCAGGCCAGCUUCUUUGAUUGUCACGCCUUUGGCAGCACAUACGAUGUCCUGCCAUUGCCGGACAGUCCACGCGUCUUUCUCAGCUGUGGCGAAGAUGGCACCGUGCGCUGCAUCGAUCUGCGCGUGAGCAGCCGCUGUGCCGAGUCCGUGUGUGAUAAGCACAUCUUUAUCACGGCACCAUGCGCAGUCACCGCCAUGGAUGUGGCGCCCAUUAACCACUAUAAGCUGGCCAUCGGUUGCUCCGACUCCAUAGUGAGGCUAUAUGAUCGACGCAUGCUGUCGGCCGGCACAGAUCGGGAUCGCAUCACCUGGCCAUUGAAGGCAUAUCCCAUACCCAUGAAGUAUACACGUCGUCACUAUCGUCCCACCUGCGUCAAGUAUAGCGCCGACGAAGCAGAGCUGCUUGUCAGCUACUCAAUGGAGCAGCUAUAUUUGUUCGAUUUGCAGCAUCCGGGCUACAACGAUGCCGACUUGCUACGCAGUGGCUGCUAUACACCGAAGCUGCGACGCGACAACGACCCAGAGCCGCAAAUGCCACGUUUGCGUUUUCGCGGCGAUUGGUCCGACACAGGGCCCAAUUCCAUGGCCAAUGCCGAUCACGAUCCGAAUCGCCUGAAUGUGGGCCAGGCACGCCCGCCGCUCGUGCCCAGCGUGCUUCGACGUCUCAGCGAUGAAAUUAUUCGCAUGCUCAACUCUCAAACACAUCAGAUACACGCCAUCAAUCCGGCCAGCCGGAGCAACAGCUCCAGCUCACGUUCGAGUCACAUGUCCUGGCAGGAUGCCGUCUUGCGCACGCUGGAUAAUCAGAGCGAAUCGGCAACAAGUCGCACCAACAGUCUGCGGCUCGCUGCCGCCAAUGAAAUCAGCCAAGCGGCAAUUGCGGCCAACUCCAACCCGACUGCAGCGGAUGCCGACGAUAAGCGAGAUGCUGUGAUGGAGUCUGCAGAUGAUGUAAAAGAGCGACAGCUAAAUAAGUUUGACUACAUAAAAAUGUCAUUUAGGGGACAUCGCAACUCGCGCACCAUGGUGAAGGGCGCCUGCUUCUGGGGUGACGAUUUCAUAAUGUCCGGCUCGGACUGUGGCCACAUCUUCGUCUGGCAACGGCACACUGGCAAGGUGGUGAAGACACUGCUGGCCGAUCAUCGUGUUGUUAAUCGUGUCCAGCCACAUCCGACGCUGCCCUAUUUGCUCAGCUCGGGCAUCGAUUACAACAUCAAGGUGUGGGCGCCCAUUGGGGCAACUUCAAUAUUUGAUGAAGCUGAAACAACAGCGCUAAUUAAGAGCAAUGAAAUCAUGUUGGUGGAGACACGCGACACUAUAACGGUACCUGCCCAGGUCAUGAUACGCAUUUUGGCCGGCUUGCGUCAAUACCAUCGGAUCAGGCAUGCAUCGGGUACCAGAGGAUUGGGCGUGGAGAGUAGGCGUGGCCGCAACGAAACUAUGCGAGCUAUUGAAGCGAAUGCUGUUGUUGCCGCAACUGCAACUAGCAGUGAUAAUAAUGCGCAGCAUACUAAUCAUAAUCGUAAUGAUAAUGAUGAAGAUAAUGAUAAUGAUGAUAACAAUCGCAAUGGUACCAUCAGCAUCAGCAUCAGCAACAGCAGCAGCAACAGCAGCAGCAGCCACAACUCAAAUACAAACUAAAGAAAUCUUGUCAAUGAGAAAACUAUAUAGAUAUCCACAUAAACAUAUAUAAAUACAUAUUGUGGCUAUCGGCGCUGCACUCCCGUGUCUAUAUAAUAUAUAUAUAUAAUAGAUAUAUAUUGUCCAUUCCCUGCUGGCCACAAUUGUGUCCACAUUCCCCUCCGCAUCCAUUCAAGCUUAGUAGUUUUCGGCGCCGAUAUCCAUCUUAAUUGUGAGACUCAAAAAGCAUACGAUCGGUGUAGCUAUAUAUAUACGG
Messenger RNA from Drosophila hydei, 2458 nucleotides. Its product is annotated as DDB1- and CUL4-associated factor 6-like. The record is from RefSeq and is a predicted model, not a curated record. The coding region runs from base 124 to 2202 and encodes 692 amino acids. Gene Ontology annotation, biological process: positive regulation of transcription by RNA polymerase II. Gene Ontology annotation, molecular function: protein binding. NCBI's taxonomy places the organism in Eukaryota, Metazoa, Arthropoda, Insecta, Diptera, Drosophilidae. Gene Ontology annotation, cellular component: cytoplasm; Cul4-RING E3 ubiquitin ligase complex. The transcript has 5 exons.